Molecule: messenger RNA, 1795 nt
Organism: Ilex paraguariensis (yerba mate)
Lineage: Eukaryota; Viridiplantae; Streptophyta; Magnoliopsida; Aquifoliales; Aquifoliaceae
Source: the annotation of a GenBank genome assembly
AUGUAUGUGUCUAACUUCAUUCCCAAACUCACUGGGAAAGCAUUUUGCUGUAGAACUUGUUGGUUAAGGCCACAAGACAUGGAGUUCUUCUAUGUUUCUCUCCUUUCCCUCUUUGUUCUCCUUGUCUCUCUUUCCCUUCACUUCCUGUUCUACAAGAGCAAAUCCGGUGGAACCCUCCCACCAGGAAAAACCGGGUGGCCGGUGGUCGGGGAGAGCCUCGAGUUCCUCUCCACCGGGUGGAAAGGCCACCCGGAGAAGUUCAUCUUUGACCGGAUGGUCAAAUACUCUUCCCAAGUAUUCAGAACAUCUCUCCUCGGCGAGCAGGCCGCAGUUUUCUGCGGUGCUGCAGGGAACAAGUUUUUGUUUUCGAACGAGAAUAAACUUGUGCAGGCCUGGUGGCCCAGCUCGGUCAACAAGGUUUUUCCAUCCUCAACACAAACAUCUUCAAAAGAAGAAGCCAUCAAAAUGAGAAAAAUGCUCCCCAAUUUCUUCAAACCCGAAGCUCUGCAACGAUACAUUGGCAUGAUGGACGUUAUUGCCAAUCGACACUUCGCCUCAAGUUGGGAAAACAAUGACCAAGUCGUAGUAUUCCCCCUGUCCAAGCGAUUCACCUUCUGGCUCGCCUGUCGGGUCUUCGUGAGCAUAGAAGAUCCUAACCACGUUGCCAAAUUCGCAGACCCUUUCGACCUCUUGGCUUCCGGGCUUAUAUCAAUCCCGAUAGACUUGCCUGGAACACCGUUUCACCGUGCAAUCAAGGCCUCGAACUUCAUCAGGAAAGAACUUGUGAGGAUUAUUAAGCAGAGAAAGGUCGAUUUGGCCGAGGGCAAGGCGUCGCCGACGCAAGAUAUAUUGUCACACAUGCUUCUGACAAGCGACGAGAACGGCAAGUUCAUGGCUGAAUUGGAUAUUGCUGAUAAGAUUUUGGGGUUAUUGAUCGGAGGCCAUGACACUGCAAGCUCUGCGUGCUGUUUCAUUGUCAAGUAUCUUGCCGAGUUGCCAGAAGUGUACGAGGGAGUCUACAAGGAACAAAUGGAAAUUGCCAAUUCCAAAGCUCCGGGUGAAUUAUUGAAUUGGGAGGAUAUACAGAAAAUGAAAUAUUCAUGGAAUGUGGCCUGUGAAGUGUUGAGACUUGCACCGCCUCUCCAAGGAGCUUUCAGAGAAGCACUCACUGAUUUCAUGUAUAAUGGUUUCUCAAUUCCCAAGGGUUGGAAGAUUUAUUGGAGUGCAAAUUCAACACAUAGAAAUCCCGAGUUCUUCCCCGACCCACUAAAGUUUGAUCCAUCAAGAUUCGAGGGAAGUGGACCUGCUCCGUAUACAUUUGUGCCGUUCGGUGGAGGACCUAGGAUGUGUCCCGGAAAAGAGUAUGCUCGACUGGAAAUACUUGUUUUCAUGCACCACCUCGUGAAAAGGUUCAGGUGGGAGAAACUGAUUCCGGAUGAGAAGAUUGUCGUUAACCCGAUGCCCAUUCCAGAGAAGGGACUUCCGGUUCGCCUCUAUCCUCACAAAGCUUAAUUUGCUGCACUUAUGGCUUCUUCAAUUCUUCAGGAAAUCAAGAUAUACCUAAGCUGAGCAGUGGAUUUGCACUGUAAUAAUAAGAGGCCUUCUUUUAGAUUUGAUGUUUCCUACUUUGGAUGUACAUAAUAUCCAUAAAACUCAAGUUGUAAGCUCUUUAUUGUCGUUUUUUCCUCGUCCAAAGCUUCUUCUGUAGUGGACAAUUAUAAUAAAUUAUUUAAUGCAGUGUGUUUCUUUCGAUGUUUAUUUCCUAUUUCUAUCAAACAGUUACAUGUAUUAUUUC